UUUUUUUAAUUUGAACUUCGUUCAGUUCUUCACUGGAAUUGCUUACAUUCCAUAAUAUAAUGUGGGGCAUGUGGAUACAAAAUAUCCAGCAGUUGAUUGUUGAAUAUGGUGUAUGACGAAACUGAAUCCCAGCCACUUGUUCACCAUCAACCAAUCCCCCCACAAUUCUCAGAAUUUGCUAAAACACACACACACACACACACACACACUGAAUUUCAAUUUGAAAUUAAUGGCGACACUUGUAAUUAUGCCUCAAAAGUGGCCAUCGAGGCUAAUUGCUUCUUCACUCCCAAAACACAGACUGAACAAAUCAAUUUGUGCAUCAAUUAAGAAUAAUUCAAAAUCUGAAGUUAGGAAGGAAGAUAUUGUCAUCGUCGGUGCCGGAAUCGCUGGCCUAGCUACUGCCGUUGCCCUUCAAAGGUUGGGGAUUGGUUCAUUGGUAGUUGAACAGGCCGAGUCGCUGAGGACCGGUGGUACUUCUCUUACAUUUUCCAAGAACGGUUGGAAAAUUUUGGACGCUAUUGGUGUGGGAACUGACCUCAGGCCCCAAUUCCUCCAAAUUCAAGGGAUAGUGAUGAAAUCCGAAGAUGGAAGAGAAUUGCGCUCUUUCAAUUUCAAAGACGAGGAUCAAACUCAAGAGAUGCGUGCUGUAGAAAGGAGAAUUCUGCUCGAGACACUUGCUAAUCAGCUGCCGACAAACGCGAUUUCAUUCUCAUCGAAGCUCAAAAACAUUGAAAUAACCGAUAACAACGAGACCAUUCUCAAACUCGAGGGUGAUUCUCAUAUAUCUGCCAAGAUUGUUAUUGCAUGUGACGGUAUACGAUCUCCGGUGGCGAAAUGGAUGGGGUUUUCAGAACCGAGAUACGUGGGUUAUUGUGCUAUUCGUGGGCUCGGAUCUUAUCCAAAUGGGAAACAAUUUGACCCUAAAGUAACUUAUAUAUACGGUAGAGGUGUACGUGCUGCAUAUGUGCCCGUUUCUCCUACUAAGGUCUAUUGGUUUGUCUGCUUCAACUCCCCAUCUCCGGGUCCGAAGAUAACGGAUCCAUCAAUUCUGAGGGAAGAAGCCGUAAAAUUGGUUAAAAACUGGCCAAAGGAGCUUCUAAAUGUAAUUGAAUCAACGCCAGAUGAUACAAUAAUAAGAACACCACUUGUAGACAGGUGGCUUUGGCCAGGGCUAAGCCCUCCUCCUUCAAAAGGGAACGUUGUACUUGUGGGUGACGCAUGGCAUCCAAUGACACCGAAUCUAGGUCAAGGUGCGUGUUGUGCACUCGAAGAUGCUGUCGUUUUAGCCAAGAAAGUGGCACAGUCGUUGAAAUUCGGAAACCUCACAGUCGAAGAUGUGUUUAGGUCUUACGCGGACGAAAGGUGGCAGAGAAUAUUCCCAUUAACGGUGCGUGCGAAUCUUGCAGGCGGUCUACUGCAGAUGGAUAAUUCGGCGGUGUGUUCGUUCAGAAACAAUAUUCUCGUGCCUAAGUUGAUUAGGCUUGGCCCGAUGCUGGAACAUACAAAUUUUGAUUUCGAGCCCCUAAACUUUGAUUCGGUCUAGUAUGUACUUGUUCCAAAAAAGUGAAAACUCGAUUCUUGUAUAGUAUAUAUUCAAUAUAACACAUUUUAAUUUGCU
Messenger RNA from Erythranthe guttata (spotted monkey flower), 1621 nucleotides. Its product is annotated as monooxygenase 2. NCBI's taxonomy places the organism in Eukaryota, Viridiplantae, Streptophyta, Magnoliopsida, Lamiales, Phrymaceae. Gene Ontology annotation, molecular function: FAD binding. The record is from RefSeq and is a predicted model, not a curated record.